CUUUUGAAAUUGUUCUACGAAAAAUGUAAAAUGUGGAUAUACUAUACUUGCUAUAUAUAUUCAUGGAAGUCUUCUUGAACGAUUCUGUUCCUUUCUCUUACUUGUACUCUUUCAUUAUUUCUACUGAUUUUGGAACUAAGGGGAGAAAUUAUUACUUGUGUGGCCAAUGCAUAUAUGAUGGGUGAUGAUUAAAAUUCUCAGUGGAUGAGUUUCUGCGGUUCCAUCAAGUAAAUUAAUUCAUCUAACAAAAAUUAAAUACUGGCAAGCCAUCAAAAGUCUAGGCUUCUUGGAAGACCUUACUUAGAGAUGAUUGGGAAUUUUAAGCUGUUUUCUGCGACAUAAUUAGGGUUAGUUGAGCAAGAGAAUACGUUACAAUAACAUCUGCUGAUGUAGAUGUAUUUCCCAUGCUGCUUUGAUCAAUGAAACGUCUGGGGCCUAGAAAAUCCAAAGCCCAUUCCGGAAAAUGGAAACUAAAAGGGCAAGAAUCGGAUUCUGGUUCACCCGCGACUUACUUUUGGUGCUUAGCCGACUUUGUCUUUCUAUUGAGAAUCCUGAGUUCUAGAGCCCUUACAAGUGUUUCUGAGUGGCAGAGAGUUUUGUGGACAAAUGUUCGGGCUGGAGGGAAACAAGGGCUAUGGAUCUCUAUUUCGGGUUGAGAUUUACUAAGACAUAGUUUCUUAUGUGUGAUUGAACAGGAGCAAAUGAGGGAUCAAAGUGCACUUCAGUCACUGUAGUUCCCAAGGUGAAACACCCCGUCACCAUCAAUGACUUUUGACCAACUUCUUGUUGCAAUGUUUUGUGUAAUCAUAAAAUCAUUACCAAGAGACUGAGUACAAUCAUUGAAGACCUUACUGAUAGAAGUUGAUAACAUAUGUAACAUUUGUACCAUGAAGGUUGCUAUCUGAUAACAUUGUCCUUAGCCAUGGACUUGUUAAGGGGUACAAUAUGAGGGGGAUUUCUCCAAGGUGUAUGCUGAAGAGAGACUCCCAGAAGGCCUAUGACUCGGUAAGUACUAAGUCGGUAGUAAGAAUUUAUUUGGAGGCUGGUGCAAACUCUGGCCAGUCUUCAUUUCCUAGAUCUAAUUGUUGAAUGGAUCAUGACAUGCCUCACUACUGUGACCUACUCUACUGCACUCGAUAGUUUUCCAACUCCUCCCUUCGCUAUUAAGAGAUGUUUGAGGCAAGCAUACCCCAUUCCGUUUUCCUACUUUUUAUUUUUAUGGAUUAAUUUAAUAGACUGUUGAAGACUCUUCACACUGAUAAAAAAAUUCAUUUUCACCCAAGAUGAGGAUCAUACAACUAAGCUUUGCUGCUGACCUGUUUUCAUAUAGCAGGGUGAUGCGCAAUCUGUCCAUGUUUAUUCCAGUGUUUCUCACAAUUUUCCCAAGCUUCUGGUCUUCAUGCUAAUCUGCACAAGUGUUCCAUUUACUUUGGAGGGGUAAACCAAGCUAUACAAACUCAGAUACUAUGCUAUAUUGGUAUUCCUAAAGGGGAGUGACUUUAAGCACCAAAAGGCUUUUUGUCAUUCAGUGCCACCCUUAUUGACAAAAUGCUUGGGAAGACAACAUCUUGGACUUUCAGAUUCUUAUAAUAUGCAGGCAUACUACAACUACUUAAACGGCUAGCUAAUGUGUGUCGCCUGUCUGAUCACAUUUUCUUCUGUUUUUCUUCCUUCCCAAGCUAUACAAACUCCUCUGUCCAACAUUGGUGCUCAUCUUCCUGUUCAAACAUCGUUCAUCUCUCUAGAAGCUGUUAUGGUGCACUUUCUCUUCGCUGACCAGCAAUGUACUUGCUACCCCCCAAAUCCUUUGAUCUUAAUUUAUUAAAACCUAAGGUUUGAUCCCCUACGGGUUGUUAUUCAGGAAGUUGUUAGAGUAAUGAAAGGAAUUUGGAAAUUCUUUUACUAGAGCCAACAAUGUUUGAGUCCCUACUCUAGAAGUUCUUUUUCGGACAUGGAGGGGAUUCAGGUUAGAAUAUGUUUCUCUCUCAGCGCAUUUUAGCUAGGAUUUUGUAACGUGCACUGACUGAGGAAUCACCGUGACUUUGAUCCAAAUUUCCUGGAAGGGAGCUACAACAAUGCUGUAAUUGGUCACUCCAGAGGAUUGGCUGAGCUGUAAACUACACCGCUCACCUUUGGUAGCUUCAUUCCAUCUCAACUUCAAUCGAUUAUGGAAGGGAACAAAGACCCCCAUUCUUAUUCAGAUUCGCAGAAGUAUCUAUAUCUUAAAACGUUUGGUGAGCCUACUUCUCGGUCACAGCCAAUGGUUCGACGACUUCAUUUCUCGGAGGCAGGCACCUCUGCUUGGUCAACUCCGGUGGAGAAGUCUGAUUCCAGGGAGAAUCGAAUUGAACAGAAAGGCACUACAUUCUGGGAAAGCAGUGAGGGCAUACAGAUGGAGUACAUCGCUGUAUUUUUGGCUGUAUUAUUUCCAGGCGCUCUACUGGCAUUCAAUCAUGAGUUAUUGCAGGCAUUGUCCAAAGUUUCUGCUCUUCGAAUAUACUGUGCUGGCAUUUGGCAUAAUGCAGUUCUUUGUGCUGUUUGUGCCUGGGCAUUGUUCCUUCAACCCUUUAUCUUGUAUCCAUUUUACAUUCACGAUGAAGGCCCCAUGGUACUGGAGGUGUCUCCAACAUCGCCGUUGGCUGGCCAUUUGUCUCCUGGUGAUGUCAUUAUAUCAUUGGAUGAUUUCCACAUCAAUAAUGCUCAGGAGUGGUCACAAAUUAUUGACGUAUUAACUGAACACUCUUAUCAAACCUUCCAGAAUAACAGCCUUCUUGAGAACUCUAUGAAAAGUAGUAGUGGUAAAGGAUACUGUAUUCCCUAUUCUUUGGUUGAAGAAGGCAAACGUGUUUCAUUGGAAGGCAACAGAACUUGUCCUGAUGAACUAAGUGCAUUUAUAACCAUUCCAUGCUCGGACCAGGCCAUGGUUGAUGAUGACAAUCUUGAGGUUAACCAUCAAAGGGAUGGAGGUGUAUUCCAUUGCUUUUAUGAUAAGGAUGUCUUGAAGCUUGAGAAAUGCGGUGAUGGUUGGGGCAGACUUCCCAGCAAUAGGAGCAGCUGCUUCUGUUCCAAGGAGGCAACAUGCUUUCUUCCACUUUUGUCAACUGGUGUAGCAUGGGUGGAGAUCACAUAUUCAAGCUCUUCUCCCCCACAGUGCUUGCAUCUUGGAAGAACACGUGUAAUCGAAGAUAACAAUUCCAAGGAGAAUCCGUGUGUUAAGACCUUUGUUUUUGUGGGUGAUGCAAUUUCAAUAAAGCAUUCAGUUCUCUUGACUUCAUAUCAACCUCGUUGGUCUGCUAAAUUUGGUGCACAUCUUCCUUAUGUACUGGAAAGGCUUUUGAUGUUCACCUUUCACGUCUCUAUGACACUUGCACUUCUCAACAGCCUGCCGGUUUAUUUUCUCGAUGGUGAGGCUAUCUCAGAGGUGGUUUCACACUACUUCAGGAUCCUAAGUCCCAGGAGGAGGAGAACCAUUCUACAGUAUUUCCUAUUUGGUGGAACAGUUGCAUCUAUUAUUAUGUUCGUCCGGAUUUUCCUUGUUUUAUUCUGAGGUAAAAAUUUGUCAUACCGUGCUUAUUAUAAAGGUGAAGCUUACAGACAUAUUUUCCCUCUCCGCAGGUUUGGAUAUAUUAUGUCUUCAUUUAUGUUUUGAUUUUUUUGUGCCCCCUCCGACUCUCCGUCCACAAACGAGCAAGGAAACUCCAGUUUUCUCAUCAAUGAGUCAAUUUUGGUGCUAUAGAAAAUGUUUAAUAUCCUCAAACUUGUUCUAGAAAUUUCCCUGUUUUUUUUACUUGUGUUGGCGGCGUUGACCUUUUAUUCAGUGGCACAAAAUUUGGUAGACUAGCAACCUUAUCUUAUGAGUACAAGUUUUAAAUUUUUCUUUUUGAAUUGUUCUCAACUAUACUGUUAAAGCAAAUCACAUCUUCAUUUAAUGCUGUUAAAUUCUGUUAUAUGGUGGUGUAACAUGAUGACAUUAUUGCUGAAAUGAAGUUCAGACAAUAUGGACUGUUAAUUGGCAACUGUUGUAGGUAAGUUGCUCUUUGAAGAGGGGCGGUUUGAUAAAACUCGUUAAUGGUGCAAUUGUUUCUGAUGUCAUGAAAUGGCAAAAGUCAAGCCCUUCACAAAAAAAAAAA
Solanum pennellii is the source of this 4130-nucleotide messenger RNA. Its product is annotated as membrane-bound transcription factor site-2 protease homolog. Gene Ontology annotation, biological process: membrane protein intracellular domain proteolysis; regulation of response to endoplasmic reticulum stress. The record is from RefSeq and is a predicted model, not a curated record. Gene Ontology annotation, cellular component: membrane; cytoplasm. Lineage: Eukaryota; Viridiplantae; Streptophyta; Magnoliopsida; Solanales; Solanaceae. Gene Ontology annotation, molecular function: protein binding; metalloendopeptidase activity. The coding region runs from base 2168 to 3547 and encodes 459 amino acids. The transcript is spliced from 6 exons.